Messenger RNA from Asparagus officinalis (garden asparagus), 532 nucleotides. RefSeq names its product probable protein phosphatase 2C 41. Gene Ontology annotation, molecular function: protein serine/threonine phosphatase activity. Gene Ontology annotation, biological process: protein dephosphorylation. The annotation marks the transcript as partial. The transcript is spliced from 2 exons. NCBI's taxonomy places the organism in Eukaryota, Viridiplantae, Streptophyta, Magnoliopsida, Asparagales, Asparagaceae. The record is from RefSeq and is a predicted model, not a curated record. Gene Ontology annotation, cellular component: nucleus; cytosol.
UCUUUAGGAGAUGUCCCAAGGGUCAAUGGUCAACUUGCUGUUUCCCGUGCGUUUGGGGACAAGAGCCUCAAAUCUCAUCUACGUUCAGAUCCUGACGUUACUGUACAAGAUAUAUAUUCCGAUACUGAACUACUCAUUCUUGCUAGCGAUGGUCUUUGGAAGGUUAUGAACAAUCAAGAAGCAGUUGAUCUUGCUAUAAAAAUUAACGACCCACAAGCAGCAGCAAAGCAGUUGACGGCCGAAGCAUUGGACAGAGACAGUAAAGACGAUAUAGCUUGUGUUGUUAUUCGAUUCAAGGCGUAAAUUUGGCUUCCGAGUCUCUGCCUGAUGCUAUAGGCUCAUAUGAUAAUUAUUAGCUUGGUUUUCUGAAAGUAGCUGUAAUGGCCUCAUUGAUUUCACUUGUAAAUGUGGUUUCUGAUAUUUGUUUGAUUCCUUGCAAUGUCUUAGUUCCAUGGAGACCAUAAGGUAUCCGAUGACAGGUUGUGGAUUUAACUUGGCAUAAAUGAUUGGUAGAUUUGUAUGUUUUAAGAUC